Molecule: messenger RNA, 663 nt
Organism: Drosophila takahashii
Lineage: Eukaryota; Metazoa; Arthropoda; Insecta; Diptera; Drosophilidae
Source: RefSeq, a predicted model, not a curated record
AUGCACUCCAGCGGCAAACAGUUGGACCUGAAUCCUUCCGCCGUCGCCGCUAUUUCCCUGCUCCACUUGGUCCUUUUGGCCAGUGCUGCUGGAGAUGGGAAUUCCACCCGUGGUCUAAGCCUCAGUCGCUCCAAACGCCUGGCCAUUUUCAAUGGCUCGGGCACAAACAAGAUUGUCACUGGCCUGGCGUUUCCCAUCAAACAGGAGGAUGUAGUGCAAUCGGUCUGGGGAUUCGUCAACUACCAGGCGCAAUACGUGCCAUCGCCCAUACCGAUUUACUGGUGGAGCUUCUGGAACACCUCGUCCUUUGUGACCACCGCCCGGGAUUGGCGGAAAAGUGUCCAGAGUGGGUUGUUCCAGGACGAGACUCGAAUUUGGCUGUACGAUGUCAUGGAAAUGGGCCUGGAGCGGUUUGGAGAUCGGAAUGCAGGUGCCUGUCUGCUCAAAAGUAUCUGUGAGAUAUCCCAGCGACCCUUUGUGCACAGCAGUAUUUUCGGCGAAAUUUUGAAUACAGUACUGGUGCCAUCUUUGGAUAAUGUUCCUGAAAAGUAUCUGCUUGCCAGGAAUGCCGGAAAAGCCGGUGCCAAUUGUUGGAAAACCUACAGUGACUGCAGUAAAAAGAUGUGGAACAAACUCAUUAAAAUGGCCAAGAUAUCCAUCUAA